Molecule: messenger RNA, 1478 nt
Organism: Hordeum vulgare subsp. vulgare (domesticated barley)
Lineage: Eukaryota; Viridiplantae; Streptophyta; Magnoliopsida; Poales; Poaceae
Product: 12-oxophytodienoate reductase 1-like
Exons: 2
Coding region: 102-1226 (374 amino acids)
Biological process (GO): oxylipin biosynthetic process; jasmonic acid biosynthetic process
Molecular function (GO): FMN binding; oxidoreductase activity
Source: RefSeq, a predicted model, not a curated record
CACAGGCAUACAGAGCAUAGUUCAGAAGCAAGAAACAGAGCAGGUUUUAGCGAUUCUUUUGCAUAGCAUCAUAUUUGCUGCAUAUAGUUCACAGUUCACACAUGAUGGUAGCCAACAAGAUGGUGGCCAAGGAGGCGAUCCCGUUGCUGACGCCCCACAAGAUGGGGCAGUUCGAGCUCUCCCACCGGGUGGUGCUCGCGCCGCUCACGAGGUGCCGCUCCUAUGCCAACGUGCCCCAGCCGCACGCGGCGGUGUACUACUCGCAGCGGGCCACCAAGGGCGGCUUGCUCAUCAGCGAGGCCACUGGCGUCUCGCCCACCGCGCAGGGGUACCCGGAGACCCCCGGCAUCUGGACGCAGCAGCAGGUCGACGCCUGGAAGCCCAUCGUCGACGCCGUCCACCGCAAGGGCGCUCUCUUCUUCUGCCAGAUUUGGCAUGUCGGGAGGGUCUCCACGAACGAUUUCCAGCCGGACAAACAGGCGCCGAUCUCAAGCACUGACAAGCAGAUAACUGCCGAUGCCGAGUCCGGCAUGAUCUAUUCCAAGCCCCGACAGCUUCGAACGGACGAGAUACCUCUGAUCGUCGAUGACUUUAGACGCGCUGCCCGGAACGCCAUCGAGGCAGGGUUCGACGGCGUGGAGAUCCACGGAGCACACGGGUACCUAUUGGAGCAGUUCAUGAAAGACAGCUCCAAUGAUCGCACCGAUGAGUAUGGUGGAAGCCUCGAAAACCGAUGCCGCUUUGCAGUGGAGGUAAUUGAUACUAUCGUCAAUGAGAUUGGUGCGGAUCGUGUAGGAAUCAGGUUAUCUCCAUUCGUGGACUACAUGGACUGCUUCGACUCCAAUCCACAUGCACUCGGAAUGUACAUGGUGCAACAACUCAACAAGCAUCAAGGAUUUGUCUAUUGCCACAUGGUAGAACCCCGAAUGGCCAUUGUGGAUGGCCGCAGGCAGAUACCCCACAGGCUCUUGCCCUUCAAGAAAGCAUUCAACGGCACGUUCAUUGCCGCUGGAGGGUAUGAUCGAAAGGAAGGCAACAAAGUGGUGGCCGACGGCUAUGCUGAUCUUGUUGCUUACGGAAGGAUCUUUCUUGCUAAUCCAGAUUUGCCUAAGAGAUUUGAGUUCGACGCUCCUUUGAACAAGUACGACCGCAACACCUUCUACACGCAGGAUCCUAUCAUUGGCUACACAGACUAUCCUUUCCUUGAUGGCUCGAACGCUGAAUAGUUCAUCUGCUCAACUAUAGUUAAUGAUUUGCUUGGUUUAUAUAAUUGUAAUAAUUUUUUCUCCGGUAUGUAUAUGCACGGGCAUGUGUAGUGUAUCAUUUCCACAAACAAUUUACUUAUGUACUCCCAUGUAAUGCCAAUAUGUGAAGAUUUUUUUUUAAAAUUGAUUAUUUAGAGAUAUUCAUGUAGUGAUAAGUAUAUGCAUGUGUUGGAAAUAUGCCCUGGAGGCAAUGAUAAAUUAGUUAUUAUUAUA